AUGUCCUUUGUGUCUCACUACGUUCCUCACUCCGACGUCACCAAGGAGCACUACGAGCAGCUCCUCCUUGAAAUCCGCCGUUGCCUCCCACCUGGGGUUUACGACGACCUCGAGGAAAUCGCCGAGGAGGUGCUGGCUAUCAUUUGCGUGCGUGGGGGAGGCGGGGGCCCUAGCGCUGCCGCCGAUACCCACCAUCAGCAGGAAAGCCUCGAGCGAUUGCUGGGCGGGCCCAUCCGCCGUGGGACCUUUGACGCCUUUCUACGUUUUGGAAGGCUCAUCACGGAUUACGUCGCGGCCGACGCGACGGCGCCUGGCGGUAUCGCGAACGAGGAGGCAGAGAACGGCGUAGGGAAAGGUGGUGGGAUCGGGGGCGUAACUGACAACCUGGUCUUCGACGCCGAGGGUCCCACAAGCUCUACCGAUGAGGACGACUCCGAAGAGGAUGAGAUAGCAUUGCUUACGGGGAUGCCACGGCGCCGCCGCCAGGAACAAAAGGCUAAGAAGAAGGCUCUUAAAGCGGAUAAAACUCUAUCACAGUUUGCUUUUAAUGAGACGGCUCCUGGUGAAGAGGAUAAUGGCGGUGCUUUCCCGUUCGACCCCAUCCACGAGGAGGAGAGCGUGGAGGGGGAGGUUGGGGGUUUCGAAACACCGAAAAUCUCCUUUGAUGAGGUUGCAUGCAACCCGCAGUACGUCAAGAAUACUCUGCGACGACUCUUCCCGGCUCAAGAUCUGGAAGAAUGUGAGGCUCAGGCCAAUCGUGUCGUGGCGUACCUUUCCGAGAAGUCUGUAGAUGAUUACGAGCUGGAAACCCGGUUAACUGCUUUUUUGGGUGGCUACGACGACGACAUGGUGCAGAGCUGGAUUGGUGAUCUGCGCAGCUCACGGUGGUGCAUUGUGUAUGGGUUGCGCUACGCGGCAUGUGGAAAUCAGAAAAAGAAGGAGGCAGUCAUGGAGGACAUGUCUGAGCACGCCCUGCAAGACCCGGCCGUCGAGCAUCUGUACGAAAGCAUCACUGGUAAGGAGGUUGAUUUUGUUCGUGGCCACAAACUCUCCCGGACUGACGGCGGGGAGCUUGGCGGCGAUGGAGAAGCAGGGGAUGGGAUUGGUGGAUCCGCAGCGGCGCGUCGGCAGCCACCUCUUCGAAAAGUUGACCUGCAGGCGGCCUCCUUCAGCGACGAACACACGCCCCAUCGCCAUACGCGGAUUACGGUUCCACAUGGGACCCAACGAAUUGUGUACGAGACUCAUGAUGAGCUCGUUCUCCCUCCGACUGCCUCUCACAACCGCCGAGGGGAGGCCGAGGAGACUUUGGUCCCCCUGUCCGCCUUCCCCACAUGGUGCCAUGACGCCUUCCGCGGGGUCCCUCAUCUCAACCCAAUGCAGUCUCGCGUUUUUGAGUGCGCCUUUCACUCGGAUGAAAAUAUGCUUAUUUGCGCCCCGACUGGCGCGGGUAAGACGAACGUAGCGAUGAUGGCGAUGCUCCGCCUGAUUCAGCGAUGCCUGCACGGGGUGGAGGGGGACGGGCGGGUCGGUCUGCGUGAGCUUAAAAUGGUUUAUGUGGCCCCGAUGAAAGCGCUGGUGCAGGAGGUCGUGCGGACCUUCUCGGAGCGGCUGGGCCCGCUCGGGAUCACCGUCGCGGAGCUCUCCGGCGAUGCCGCGAUGACGCAGCGGCAGAUGGCCGAGGUCCAGCUCAUCGUGUCCACCCCUGAGAAGUGGGAUAUCGUCACGCGGAAAUCCGUCGACCUCGGCGUCGCCUCGCUACUCAAGUUGAUCAUCCUGGACGAGGUGCACCUUUUGCAUAAUGAGCGCGGCCCCGUCCUCGAGGCGAUCGUCGCGCGUACAAUUUUACAACAGCAGCUGCGCGGGUCUGCGGGGAUCAGGCUCGUCGGGCUCAGCGCGACGCUGCCCAAUUACCACGACGUUGCGGCCUUCCUGCAGGUAGAUCGUCAGCGCGGGCUGUUUAACUUCGACAGCAGCUAUCGACCCAUCCCACUUCAGCAAUCCUUUUGCGCGACGAGGCGGCUGCGGGGCACGAACCACGCCAUUGUGAUGAAUCGCAUUGUUUACGACAAGGUCUUGCAGGCGGCGCAGGAGAACGAGCAGGUGAUGAUCUUUGUGCACUCUCGUCGGGAGACCGAGCACACCGCGAUGUACCUCAAGCAGCACGCCCAAGAGGAGCGGCACCAACACUUUUUUCAUCGCCCGGGAAGUGCGGCCGAACUGGCGCUCAAGGAGGCGGCCGAUGCCACCUACCACGUCCUACGGCAAAGCAUUCGGCAACUUCUGCCCCAUGGCUUUGCGAUCCACCAUGCCGGUCUCAGCCGCGAUGAGCGCCAGGUCACGGAGGAGCUUUUCGCGGAACGACAUAUCAAGGUAUUGGUUUGCACCUCCACUUUGGCGUGGGGGGUGAACUUACCCGCCAACCGCGUGAUCAUCAAGGGCACCCGCGUCUUCAACGCGUCCAAGGGCGAGUCGGAGCGGCUGAGUGCGUUGGACGUCUUGCAGAUGUUUGGCCGAGCGGGGCGCGUGGGAUUUGGGGCGACUGUAGGCCAUGCCACCAUCAUCACCUCACCGGAGGAUCUCUCGUAUUAUCUGGGCUUGAUUAACCAACAGCUUCCUGUGGAGUCGCAGAUGAUGAAGCGUGUGGUGGAUAUGCUAAACGCUGAGAUCGCGUUAGGUCAUGUGGAGAACACCAAGGAGGGGGUGCGGUGGCUUCAGCGGAGCUAUUUGUAUGUGCGGAUGCUUAAUGCACCCGAACUCUACAGUGUUCGACCUAAUCCCAGCGAUCCGUUGCUUACCCUUCAUCUUGAAAACAUCAUCCACACCGCAUGUGAGGAGCUCAAGGUGGCGCAUAUGGUGGAUUAUGAUAAAACAACCCGAAAGGUGGGUUCCACGUCUUACGGCCGCAUCGCCUCUCACUGCUACGUUACAACCGCGUCUAUGAAUGCGUACCUGUCGAACCUGAGCAAUGCCAUGCAGGAUACCGAUCUAUUUCGUGUCUUUUCACUUUCUAGCGAAUUCGCAGGCUUGACGGUGCGCGCGGAGGAGCAGGCGCAGCUCAAAGAGCUCCUGGAAAGCGUCCCCAUCGCGGUGCGAGAAUCACGCUAUAGUCCAUACGCCAAAAUCAACGCCCUGCUGCAGUGUUAUAUCAGCCGAAAGACGCUUGACGGCUUGCCGCUCAUGAGUGAGAUGGUCUACGUGCGGGAUUCCGCACAGCGUAUUCUUCGGGCGUUGUAUGAAAUCUCGUUGGUGCGUGAGUUUGGUCGAACCGCACGUCAGUUUCUUCAGCUUUACGGGAUGGUACUUCAUCAGCAAUGGCAUGUGGAGUCGCCGGCGCGUCAGAUAGCCUGCAGCGGAUCUGGUGUAAAGAGUAUGGAGACGCUUCUGCCCAUCCUAGAACGUUUUAGAGUUCCAUGGGAGGAGCUUCGGCGGUGGUCCCUGGAGGACCUUGUGGAUAAGCUAGGGGAUGAACGGCGCGCGGCGAUGGUGCAUACCUGCAUCGCCCAGGUCCCUCACUUCACGAUGGAGGUCGCGGUGCGGCCCCUCACGCGCAGCAUGCUCUACGUCGAUGUCGACUUCACACCUGAUUAUGUGUACAAUGAGGCCUUACAUGGUCAAAGUGUUAGCGAUUUGCUUUUGACGAUUGAACACACGAAUGGCCGGGUUCUGCAUCACGAGCCGCUUCGUCUGCCGCUUGUUUACCACCGCAAUAAUGAGGUGUAUGCGGUGCCGCCAAUUGUGGUGCCGAUGGUGGAACCUCGGCCGACUUAUUUGUUUGUGCACUCCAUCUGCCCGCAGUGGCUUGGGUCUGAGGCGAUGGUGGCAGUGUGUUUGUUAAAUAUGCAGCUCCCUGCCGUGGCGCCCGCCUUGCGGGAAGUCGGAAAUCAGCCACCUUCUGUUGACGACGCUAACGAGUUGGACGUCCGGAACGUGUUGGAGCCCUACAAACUAGGGGAUGUCGGGGAUCAAAUUUUUCCCUUCACGACGUUCUAUUCGAGCCAGCGGGAUAUGGUCGGGUCGAUUUUUGAUAAUGAUCAGGAUAACAUCUUUGCUGGCAUGCCCCCUGGUGGGGGCAAAACGGUGAUAGCGGAGCUUUUCAUCCUCAGCUUUCUUCUCGAUGGUGCCUUACAUCCUGAGGAGGAUUCCACACUAAAACCUAAUAGUGGAACUGAUGAUGGACAAGCCACCGUGCCGGAUCCGGCCAACGGGUUUGCGCGAUCCUCACGAGUGCAGCGGAAGGUGCUGUAUAUCACCACUCAUAAAGAUACAGCCGUACGCCAUUAUAUGGACUGGCGCUAUAAAUUCGGGGAGCUGCUCCAGCAGCGGGUGGUUUUGCUUGACGACGAACGGGUUGACGGAAACGACUUCGCAACGUCGACGGAAAUCGAAAAGGCGUCGAUCGUCAUCGCGACUGGCGCCGGCCUCAUUUCCCACGUCCGCGCCGGUGCGGCGUGGCUUUCCGGCGUCGUGCACCUCAUCGCCGACCACCUGCACCUUCUGCGCGCCGCGGAAGGUCGUUUUAGCGAGGAAUGCCUUGCGCGGCUUCAAUCCGGACCUUUUCUCGUCCACCACGGCAUUCGUCGAGCGCGGCUGCUCGCGCUUUCGUAUUCACUUAUUAGCAGCCUGGAGGUAGGGCGAUGGCUGCGGGUACCCACCGCGCAGCAGUUUAACUUCGGGAGGAGCUACCGCCAGCUUCGCGUGGAGAUGGAGGGGCUGGAGCAGGGCAGCGCGCGCGCGCGGUACGAGGCCGGGGUGGUCGCCGCGUUGAAAGUUCUCCAGCGCAUGCCCUACGUCGGCGCGCCUUGCGUGGUAUUCGUCCCGCACGCCCACCACGCCGAGGCGGUCGCGCGGCGGGUACUUUUGCGAUGCCGCGAUUUCAUCGCCCGCGAUGGGGUGGACGGGGUGGGGGAUUCACGCCUGGGGAGGUUGUUGGCGGCCGGCGUCGCGUAUCUUCACCGGGGCACCACUACGCUCGAUCUUCUCACGAUUCUCGAGCAGGUGGAUCAGGGGUCGGCGAGGCAUCCGGAUACGCAGCAGUAUUUGCCGCUGAUUUUGGUAUGCACCUUCGAUGCGGCCUGGCGUCUGCCCGCCGCGGGCUUUUCGAAUGCCAUCGUGUGCAGCGCGGAAAGGGUGAUUACGCAGUCGGAUGACGCUGCCGAAGACGGCAGCGGACUUUCAAUCAUCGACUACGCCGAUCUUAGCGUGUCGGAGCUGCUUCAGAUGACUUCCCGCGCAUCCAACAGCGCCAUCGUUUUCGGCCGCACUUCUCGGCGAUGGGUUUGGGCGCAUUUACUCAACGGCCCGCUUCCGCUCGAAUCGAGUUUGCGCUACCCGGGCGAUUUCAGCGAUGCCGUCAACGCGGCGGUCGCCCAGGGUCGGGUGAGGAGCCAUGCGGACGUCCUGCGCGUCCUACAAAGCCAUUAUUUUCUCUACCACCUCAAGUCUAAUCCGCAUUUCUACUCCGUCCCCUCCGUCGAGGAUCUUCCGCUUUUCGCUUCGGAUCUGGCGGAUCGCAUUGUGCAAGGGCUACAGGAGCAGGGCUGCGUGAGGGUCGAGGAGCUUCACGCCGCGGACGAUUCCACCUCUGCGGCGGCGGUUCUGCACCCCACCCCACGAGGGAUCGCGUUCGCCCACCAUUGUAUUACCAUCCAUUCCAUGCAAGCGGUGUUGGAGGGCUUGGAAGGGUCGGACGGGGGAAAAUCGCGCUCGGCCCUAACGCUGGCGGAUCUUUUGAAGACGAUAAUCGAGCAUUGUGAGGAGGUCAGCGUCGCGCGGCUCGGGGAUGCGGUGAGGAUCACCGAGGCCGCUGAGCUUCGCGCUCUCCACACCCUUGCCCGCGCCAUUCCCACCCAUUUCCACAUACGCUAUAUCGACCUCGACUUCACCAGCCCCUCCAUCAAGGUGUUUUUGCUGAGUUUGGUGCACUGCGCUCGAUUUUUCGCUCACCCUGCGCGGCGCUCUGGCGAGGUGGAGGAUCUUGUCGCUCAUCCCUUUGGCGGCGCUCUGGCCGCCGCGACCGCGGAGGACCUCCUUUUGCUUCGCCAGAUCGACCCCCUUAUCGCCGCUCGCCUGGAGGAGGACCUUUAUGUGGUUUUACCUUCCGUUUUACGGGUUUUGGCGGGAUUUGUGGAGCUGUUGGAUGGGCGCCGGCAUGCCGGACACGUGGCCUCGUUGAUGCUGCUUCAUCAAUGCCUCCAGCGGAGGGUCUGGGCGGGUGAGGAGGCGUUAUGGCAGCUCCCAACGGUCCAGCGCGUUGGGCUCGGGGCUUUAUUAUCCCCCACCCCCACUUCCUCGUCAAAGGAUCGGGAUAAGAUAGGGGGGGCUUCCCUCGUGGAGCUCCAGAUGAAGCUCCUGGGCUCGUCUUCGGAUUUUACCCCGGCGGCGGGGGAUGAAAAGCAUGCCGCGCUCGCCCUCGCGAUGGUGGCUGAGGCCCAUGAAAUCGCGCGGAUCGAGUCGUUUAGCGCGCGGGGAGGGGUGGAGGAAGUGCCAGGCCUUGGCCUCGCGGCGGUAGUAGAGGUUUGCGCGUUUGUUUGGUGGUUGGAGGAGGGCGCCUCGAGCUCCGGUCCAUCUCCGUCAAUUGAUAACCGCGGUGCGGACGAUCAAAACCACCCAACGGACGUCAACGACGACCACACGAAGGAAGGGGGGAACUCUUUUUCGUCUUCCGCGAUGGCGCAGCGGUGGUGGCUUUCCUGCUCCGCCAGGCGAAAGCAAAGUUCGGAUUCAGCGCCUGAUGGGGUGGGUUCGUCUCGUGAGGAGCAUUUGCUCGCACUGCGCGUAUCGAGUCUUACCGCUUCCGCGCAUGCCGUGAGUUCUAGUCUUUCCUUUUCGCAAGCGCCGACUGGAAACUUCGAUCCUAGGAUAUUCGAGCUGCGCGGUAAGUUAUUCUUUCCUCUCACUCUGCUGGAGGCCGAAGGGGACUUGGAUGCAAUUGAUCUUGUUGCCCGAUGCACGAGCAUGUCGUACUACAACGUGAAGGCAGAGACGGUGGUGUUGUUUGAUGAUGCAGAGUAG
Phytomonas sp. Hart1 is the source of this 7014-nucleotide messenger RNA. NCBI's taxonomy places the organism in Eukaryota, Euglenozoa, Kinetoplastea, Trypanosomatida, Trypanosomatidae. The record is from the annotation of a GenBank genome assembly.